GUAUCGUGAGGUUCACCCUCCCCACAAAUAUCAAGACUUCAAUAUGGCGCCGGGGGGAUUUCAGAUAAAUAAUACAAGCUAGUGUUUAAAUUUAAUAACAAGUUUGUAACUCGUUGAAGACUAGUAUGCAGGAAAGCAGCCGGUCGGUACUGACAGACACGUAUAGAAAUCUUUAAUAAUGGAAACGCGGGGUAUAGAGCAGAUGUUUGACUUUCAGCGGUUGCCAAGUGAUGGUCUGAUCCUGCUGCUGCUGCUGCUGUACUCCCCAGUUGGCCUUUGCUUAAUGUUACUACGUAUAUUUAUAGGUGUUCAUAUAUUCCUAGUGAGUUGUGCACUUCCUGACAGUUUUGUAAGACGAUUUAUAGUGCGAGUCAUGUGCUCUGUGUUGGGCCUGCAUGUAAAACAGAACAACCUGCGCUUAAGGGACAAAAAUGUCAAGUUGUAUGUCAGCAAUCACAUUACUCAGUUUGACCACAACAUUAUUAACCUCCUUACCUCCUGCCACACUCCACUGUUAGAGGGCCCUUCAGGGUUUGUGUGCUGGGCACGGGGCUUCAUGGAGCUGGGCACUGUGACAGGCAGCAGGGCUGAGCUGGCACAGACCCUGCGUGGGUAUUGCUCUGUUCCUGAAGCUCUGCCCUUACUACUCUUCCCAGAAGAAGACACAACCAACGGGCGCGCUGGUCUGCUCAAGUUCAGCUCCUGGCCUUUCUCUGUGGCAGAUGCUGUACAGCCUGUGGCCCUGAGGGUGAAGAGGCCCUUCAUAGCUGUGAAUGUAACAGAAUCUUCGUGGCUGACUGAAUUGCUGUGGACGUUUUUUGUCCCGUUCACAGUGUAUCAAGUAAGAUGGCUUCCUCCAGUGCAAAGACAAGAUGAAGAAUCACAUCAAGAAUUUGCCAACAGAGUCCAAGAGAUCACCAAAGCAGACAAAGCUGAGCACAUCAAAAGGAAAAGGCACACAGUUUCCCACACUACGCACCUGGAUUUGGGGGCCAGACCUCGUACUGCGGCGCAGGGUUUUCUGGGCUCGAGCACCGGAGCAGAGGAUCCUAGAGUGGUGCGGAUGGCACAUCAGGUGAAGGAAGUGCUACCAGAUGUCCCUCUGAGUGUUAUCACCAGAGAUCUGUUGCAGACAAACUGUGUGGAUACAACUAUUACCAACCUGCUGGAGAGCACUGAGCAAUAUCAUACAGAACCUGCAGAAGCUGCACCAUCAGGCCCAUCACAACCUUUAACCUCCACCACUCCUUCUGUUCCUGCUCCACCACCUAAUCUAAAGCCACCUGCCAAAUCUUUUGGGAAAUCACCAGCAGACAGACACAUGUCUUUACAGGAGAGAAAAGCAGCCUUGUAUGAUUAUGCAAGAAGACGUUACAUAGAGAAACAUGGCCUGGAUCUAGAGGAAGACUCGUGAGUGUGGACAAACCACUCAAGUUAAUUGAUGGACAGUUAAUUGGAGUUCACACAAUGUUCCUAAAACAAGGAGAAGAAAGCGUUACACUGACUUUACCUGCAUUUUUGUUCAGCAAACAGAUGAAAAGAAGGGUUGGAAAUAAGAGUUUUGGAAUAAGUUGACUUCAAUGGAUUUUUAUUAAUCCUCUUGCAUGGCAAUCAUGCAUGUCUUUUUAAUGAUUUCUCUGCUACAGAAAAAAAGAUUAUUUUGGUAAACAGUUUGUACUACACCCCAGUACCAGUGGAACAUCUCAUAUUAUUUUUAUAAAGUUUAGACUUAGAAAGCAGGAGCUUGGCAUUGUGUGGUACCGAACAAAAACCCAGUCUGAGGUUAUGUUGUAAGGAUAUGUGUUGAUUCAGUAUCAGACAUUAAAGAUCAUUUAUAAAUGAAAAAUCUUGUUUUAUUUUGCUGUUUCAUUUAGUUCCCUGAAUAUCUCGAAGGAAUCAAUGUUAAACUGUCAUUAUUAUUUGUUUUGAAUCAUGUGGAGACAAACUGGCAGUUUGAUUUAAAUUAUCUGUGUACAAUUAACUCAUUUGCUUUAAUAGUCUGUCAGUUGCAUCAUUUCCACACCUCUUCUCAAUCCAUGAACUUGUGGUGUUUGUAACAGAAACAAUGCAACACUCAGGGCCUGUUCAGCGUACAUGACCUAGUCUGCCAGGCAGAUCAGUGACUAUUUGCCAGCAAUUUCUGAAGAUCUUACAAUGACCACUAACUAAAAUGAACUAAAAUUUUUCAUAUAGCUAAUUCACAAAUCUCAAUAUUUUAUAAUACACAUGCUAACUAGACAGACACUGAGUAAUUGCGGAGCAGACUUUAUAACUAGUCUAUACCCAAGGUUGUACUUUCUGUAGCUAGGGAUCCCUUUAACUGUAGAAAUAAAUUCAGUGGACCCCCUUUUUAUUUCAUGAACAUUAUUUAAAUGUGUACAAUAACAUUUUGUCCAUGUGUUGGAGUCUUCAGCUUUCUGCUAGAGAACACAUUAGGUCCAAGCUGACAUUAUUUAUAGGCUACUUAUUUUUGAGUUAGUGAACUUUGGGUUAACCCCAUUAACCCCAGUACAAGUGACCAGUCAAACAGGCGAGCUAGAAGAACUCGGUAAUAAAAUUAAUAAUUUUGAUAAUAAUGGGUUGUGAUGUGGACCACUGUAAAUAAAUAAGACAAGCCUCCACCAAUUAAAUCAUGAUCCACCAAAUAAAACUAUGAUUUUUCAUUUGCAAUUUUUGUUCAGGAAAGCCAUGCAUUAUAAAAAAGGAGAGAUUUUGUUUAUGCAUUAUAAAACAUACAGUAAUUGUUGGGAAUUUAUUCUUCAUUAAAAAUAGAAUUUUAGGAUAAAACAAAGUAUAUUUAUAUACCACUUAUGUAGCAUUUAUCUAGGAAAAAAGACACGUUAACAAUUAUCUGCUUAAUUAUUAAUCAAAGGAAAUGGUCAACUAAACAAUUAUCAAAAUAAUCAAUAGUGAAAGCCCUAUAGAGCACAUGUUAGAUACAAGGCCCAUGGGCUGAAUCUCACCUGCAGCUUCUUUUCAUUCAGCCUGUGUGAACUUGGAAAAAAAAAAUACCAAAUCGGCCUAUACUAUGCUACUGAUAAGCAUUUUCACACUAUCCAGAAUUCACAGCAGGUCCAUAGCAUAACCAUCCGAAGGGUAGCUACUGUAAACCUCCGUAUAUAUGCGUGCACUCCAGUUUCUACCAUGGUUGGCUUGACCUUGACCCUAAAGUUAAAAUCAACGCCUGUAUGCUGCGCUUGAUGUAAGUCACACUCGCAUUUAAAAAUGAUUCAGAAGUAUGUAGCGUGUUGUGCUGGCAGUGGUGU
Pangasianodon hypophthalmus (striped catfish) is the source of this 3266-nucleotide messenger RNA. It is a transcript of the gene aup1, whose product is annotated as AUP1 lipid droplet regulating VLDL assembly factor. Gene Ontology annotation, molecular function: ubiquitin binding. The transcript is spliced from 12 exons. Gene Ontology annotation, cellular component: membrane. The record is from RefSeq and is a predicted model, not a curated record. Bases 179 to 1414 code for a protein of 411 amino acids. NCBI's taxonomy places the organism in Eukaryota, Metazoa, Chordata, Actinopteri, Siluriformes, Pangasiidae.